This is a messenger RNA of Lates calcarifer (barramundi perch), 5524 nucleotides long. It is a transcript of the gene lsamp, whose product is annotated as limbic system associated membrane protein. Gene Ontology annotation, cellular component: neuron projection. NCBI's taxonomy places the organism in Eukaryota, Metazoa, Chordata, Actinopteri, Centropomidae. The record is from RefSeq and is a predicted model, not a curated record. Bases 594 to 1595 code for a protein of 333 amino acids. The transcript is spliced from 9 exons.
UGUUUUCAGUUUUAAUCGGUUGAAAAUCACACAGAGGGCGUCUCUCUCUCAGAUUUGUGUUUUGUUCACAAAUCAGUUUAAUUCCGUGUUGGUAAACACUUGUACUUUGCCAAGAUAAUCCAUCCACCUGACAGGUGUGGCAUAUCAAGAUGCUGAUUAGCGGCCGCGUGAUUAUUGCACAGGUGUGACUUGGUCACAAUCAGAGGCCGCUGUAAAAUGUGCUGAUCCGUGUGAGAAAUGACGGUUGUGCUGCUGAAUGAAAUGUUGGACUUGUCCAGAUUAGUCCUGCUCUCAGUCCUGAACCACGAAACGCUGCUUUAGUAGAAACAGACUGACCACACACAGAGACAGGACUCACACAGUCUCUUCCUCUGUGGAUGAACGUGUCGGUAGGGGUCGCUAAUGUCCGUGUGAACGCAGCAGAAGAAGAAGCGACAGAGUCUCCAGCUCUUGUGUUCAUCAGCACCGUUCAGACUGGGAUUUCUUCCUCUGCUCGGCUUCAUCUGCAGCGCUUUCUCUGCUGGAAAUUAACCGCUGGAGACGGAGCUUCGUCGGGAAGAGCGCGGAGCUUUUGCCCCUGAUUAAAGGACACCAUGGUUUACUUCUGGAUACACACCGUGUGGAUCCCCGGCGUCGCUUUCCUCUUUGGAUUUCAAGGAUUCCCUGUCCGGAGUGUGGAUAUGCAGCGGGCCACCGACAACAUCACCAUCCGCCAGGGCGACACGGCGAUCAUAAGGUGUUACGUUGAUGACAAAGUGUCCAAGGUGGCCUGGCUCAAUCGAUCCAACAUCAUCUUUGCCGGUCAGGACAAGUGGUCCCUGGACCCCAGAGUAGAUCUGGUCACUAAAGGACAGCUGGAGUACAGCCUGCGCAUACAAAAGGUGGACGUGUAUGACGAGGGCUCGUACACCUGCUCCAUACAGACUAAGCAGCAGCCCAAGACCUCGCAGGUGUACCUCAUUGUACAAGUUCCUGCCAACAUCUACAAAGUGUCAGAAGACAUCACAGUGAACGAGGGCAGCAACGUGACACUCAGUUGUUUGGCCAGUGGAAGGCCGGACCCUGCAAUCACCUGGCGGCUGCUCAACCCCUCAGCGGAGCCGUUGGACGGCGAGGAGUACCUGGACAUUAUAGGUAUCAUGCGAAACCAAGCGGGUCGCUACGAAUGCAAGGCCAGCAACGACGUCGCCACGCCGGAUGUCAAAUACGUCAACGUGGUUGUCAACUACCCUCCGACAAUAAAGAAAACCCAGAGUUCAGAGACUCUGGUGGGCCGCAUGGGGACGCUGCAGUGCGACGCCACCGCCGUGCCCACACCGGAGUUCGAAUGGUACAGGGACGAAAAAAGGCUGUCCAAUGCCCAGGGCAUCAAUAUCCAAAUUCUUGGCACCACCACUAUUCUCAUGAUUGCCAAUGUCACCGAAGAGGAUUAUGGGAACUAUACCUGUGUGGCCUCGAACCGACUGGGCGUCCAGAAUGCCAGCCUUUUCCUCUAUAGACCCGGGACAGGUCGAGAUAUCAACGGCGUUGCCUGUGUAUCUCAAUCACUGUGGCUCCUGUUGGCCUCCUUCGCCUGCCUUUUCUUCAAGUGUUAAUACCACUGUCCUCCUCUUCCUACUCCUCCUCUUCCUCCUCUCCCCUCCUGGCCUUCCUUCCUUCCUUCCUCCCUUCCUUCCUUCCUCCUCCUCCUCCUCCUUCUCUCAAACUCACCGACAUCCUUAUUGCUACCUUAUUACCAACUUUACCGCCCUUCCAGACUGUUUGCAUCAUGAUACGAAAACCUUACGUGCUCUCGAGCACUGCUUACAGAUAUUAUGAAAAGCGAUGGGUUGUGAGUAAAAUGUGAUGAUAACAACAACAAAAAACACAGUGAAAUGAAGGACAGAACAAGCAAACAGUGCUCUUUUAAAGAAAUGCAUUGCUCUUUUUAAUUCGUAUGCACUUCUUUGUUUCUGCUAUACAGUAUCUUGUCUUUGGGGGUCUGGAUCGGGUUUGGGAUUUGUCGUAUUUUUUUGUCUUCAUGGGAUUGAAAGCAGAGGCGCCUCGCUCGCAGGGAUGCCAACAAUCAUUUGUCUCUAGAAGUACUGAAGACAUAACGUAUAUUUCCUCUUACUCCCAUUAUGUUAACUUAAAAAUGUAGAUUUAACCGAGUGUUUAACCAGUACAUUAAUGAGCAACAUGCAAACUAUCUGCCAAAUAUACAUAUAGAUUUGAAACUAACACAUACAGAAAUCAAAGGGAGAACACAGCAGCUGAUUCUGUAAUCAGAUUAAAGCUUAAUAUUACAACCGUAAUCUGAUGCUACCAGGCUGAAACACAGAUAUUCAGAGUUAGCAGGGUACCUCUCCGAUCAGUGACAUUGUUCCUAGAUGCAGCAGUCGUUUGGGUUGUUGCCGUCCAGCCCAGAAAUUGAGGAUGCAGUGAAUAGAAUCGACUCGAUCCCAUUGAGCGACAAACCUGAGGAAAUUUAGUUUAACUGGUGACGGAUAUCUACAUCCUCAUUCAGUGGCUUUGCAACCACUCGCCUUUAUUCCAAAAGAAUUCCUUAUUUCUUUUGCAGCAGGACUCUCACUUAGAACAAAAAGAAACCACAGUAGGUUAUAACGACGCGUACUGUACAUAGUAAAAAUUUUGUAUUUCUCUAUGAUAAGACAACUUGUUCUGCCCCUGUAACAACAGGAAACAGAGGAGAUUGUUGCAACCGACAGGCUGCAGCUGCAGUUCAGCUCCGUAUACUGUACCACAGACAGUGUUUGCUUUUAGUUUAUGAGUUUUAGAAUCAUUCUUCUAUACUGCUGGAAUUUGGAUAUAUAUAUAAAAAAAAGUAUGACACCAAUGAAUGACUUACUUUUUAGUUCUUCUCUUUCAAAGAAGUAUGUGUGUUUUAAUAUGAAAUGAUACAGAACAAUUCAUAAUAUAUUGAUAUUGAGGUUAUUUUUUUCUGUCUUUACCUCAUGCAUUUUAGUUGUGUGUGUAUAUAUACUUGAAUCCAAUGUCCUGAGACCAUAUGAAAAGGAAAAAAAUCUCAUGUGUCCAUGUUUCUGAAUAGGGUAGCAAUUUGUCAACGAUGAAUAAUUCGUAGAUUUCUUGAACUGGCCGCCCUGUUCCAUCAUGUGAACUGAAGCCCAUUAGACGACGAUGUUUAAAAAAAAAUAAGGUCUAGCAUAAAAAGAAGAUAGUUUUGUGCAGUUAUUAUUGUACCUAUCCUUGAGAUGAUGCUGGCUUACAGGAAGUUAUAGGGAAUGGAAUGCCAUGUUUAGCUCGUAAUGCUUGUCCAUGUACCAGGAAUUUAAUAUGAGAGCAGCAAAGAAAGCAAACAAAGCUUAUUCCCCUCAACAGCCUUCAAGGCCGCCGUACUGAUGGGCCUCUUUAACAUUAAUAAAACCAUUAUAUUACAUGUCCUUCAGCAGAUUUUCUCUUCACACUUUUGCCAGCACUUAGGCUGAUCACUCGGUUUAUUUCCUCACGAACAAAAUGAAAAACUACGAGUGAGUAUUUCACAAGGAGAGGAUCUUUCACACGUGUGCAAUUCUCUCAGGAAACAGCUCCGAGCUCACUGCUGUUGUGAUGAGAAUUGCUGAAACUGUGCACUAUUAGCUGCCUUUUUUGCCAUUUAUCUUGACCUACUGUAAGGUGACUAAUAGCAUAUGGACUCCAGUGCCCAGCUCUCAGCUUCUCGCCUGGAUGUGUGUUCACGUCUCCGCUCUUCUAACAACCAAGCCGAAGAUAGUACCAGUACUGUACAACACACAUGUAAUUAAUGUCAUCCUUGUCAUCAUGUACAUUAAAAGACUUGCUCCUGGUGUUUUCAUUGUAAAUGCUUCUGAGGCCAUGGCUAUGUGACGUUGUAGUGUUGGUGAUGCCAUUUGAUCCGGUCUUAAUUUUCAUGUAGACGCAGAACUGUACAGAGACUGAAACAGGCCACAACUCAACCCAAACCUGAAGCAUUUAAACAAUUAAAAACAACAUUUCUCUCGUCUCUAUCAGUCACAACAAAGACAGUAUCUCACAGUCUGGUUUCUCAGUCUACAGAGUGAUAAGAAAGCUGCUUGUUUUUAUGCUUUCAUCAUCUUACACUCACUUUUUUUAUUUUUAUUUUUUUUACAACUAAACAAGUAACUGGUGUAUCCGCUUCAGUGUGGGUUAACUUGAUGUUUUUGUACUACACUGGUGUUUCUGCAGGCUCUCUGGCCAUUGGCUAACCCAUACUUGAGGAUGCUAGUUUAUCAUCAACAGCUGUCUUACUGUAAUAAGACGUGAGUGGCAAAAGAGUUCUUCAUGGUCAGUGUGCAUGAGAGCAGUCUGUGCUACACGUCUAUUCCAGUAAGUCUGUCUGUCUCAGUGUGUCGCAUUUAAAAAAAAAAUCCUCAGGGCAGAGCGAAGCUGGCCUUGGGCAGACUCAGACAAACUACAAUGUGCUUUUUGUGCUGGAGAGGGCCCCGACAGAUGACCAGAGCAGGGUCAGAUAUCUUCUGUUUUUAACCUGCUUGAGAUGCAUGAUGGGUAGAAUCUGGUGCAUCAAGUCAAAACAGCGCGAGGAGACAUUUUAAAGGAUGUUAAAUUGAGUCAUUGUCUAAACUUUCAGUCAUUCAGGUGAUUUUCAUACGAGGCGAACCUCACAGAGUGUGUCCACGCAGGUUAAAACCAGCCAAUAAUCACUGACUUAACGUAUGAAGACCACUUCUAUAAAAGCCAUGGAGCUCUGUCUUAAUCCAUAAAACAGAAAGGAAUAAGAAAAAGUGAUUUUCCAUUGCUCAUAGAGACCAACAGCCAGCCUACGGACACAGCACCAACCCCCCCUGACCUGGGUAUCUACUGAAGACUGUAGAUACAGCUUUCUAGUUUACUAUUGACCAUUGCCUCAAAACAUCAUCAUAGCUUCACUGUAUAAAACUGGCUUAUGUAUGUAGCGCGUGUGUGCUCAUUAUUAACCUUCCUACAUGCAUUCAUACAUGAGGCAUGAGAUACAUAAAGAGUUGGCCCAAACAGCUAACUUUCUACUCUCCACUGAGCUAUGGUUACAGUGGUAACCCUCUUAUUUUAAGUUUAUUCUUUUUCUUUUCCUCCUUUGUGUGUGUAUAUACAGUAUGAUGUUUCUACAGUAGAAUGUUGUAAAGUCAGCAGAACCAUGAGAUCGUGUUUAUACAACUCAACAUUUAAAAAUUUAAACCGCAAAAUGUAACUAUCAUGUUUGUACUUCCCUUCCCAUGGGAAACUUAAGAUUCAAUCAUGGAUUAUGACGCAGCAAUGUCCUGUUUUUUUUCUAUUUUACUUUAUUAUGGCAUAAGGUAACUGCAGUCAGUUUCUAAAAAAAAUGAUAUGUAAUAAAGAUAUAUGAGAAAAUGUUCAUAACACAAAAUAAAGUUGUUUGAAUUCAGUGUUCUGUAUUUGAAUGUGACUUGAGCUGUCGGGGCAAGUAAGCUUUUUUUUUUUUUUGAGAUAGCUUGGAACACACAGAAUCUUAAAUGGCACUGUUGUGUUUAUCACCAUGUAACAUGCAAAUAAAAUAAUAUAUGUAUUGUUA